CCGUCACACGUGGUAUGCCUGAACGGAUGUGCACUAUCAACAUGCUCACGUUAUCGUACUCCACUAGGUGAUCUCUAUAUUGACCAGAAAGUGUUUGUUGAUGAGUGUGUGAAUAGCGAUCGAUCGCUAAGGGAAUAUUGUUUUGUAGUGAACGCAGAAUUACGCGAUACGGGUUCAUUCGACAUGAUGGAUUUUCGCAGUGAAGAGGCUGAACAUAGUCUCGAAAUGCAACUACCUUUCAUCGCUAAAGUUAUGGAAAAUCGAACGCCUGGUAGUUACGGUGUUGUGCCGAUACUGGUUGGUUCGCUGUCAUCGUCGAGGCAGACAAAUUACGGUAAAAUAUUCGCCAAAUAUGUCGCCGAUCCAAGGAAUCUCUUCGUUAUCAGCUCUGAUUUUUGUCAUUGGGGUUUGUUUUUGUGA
Molecule: messenger RNA, 420 nt
Organism: Anisakis simplex (herring worm)
Lineage: Eukaryota; Metazoa; Nematoda; Chromadorea; Rhabditida; Anisakidae
Source: the annotation of a GenBank genome assembly